AUGUCCAUAGGAGAAUGUGUGAGCAGAAUGUGCUUUGCAGUGUUCCUAUCUCCAACAGACAGUCCAGUGGACCUUUUAGCUCUGGAAGCUGUCUUUGCCCUUCCUACCCUGUUUGAUGUGGCCCCUUUUCUAUAUUUAGCUGUGGAGAGUUUAUUUUGCCAGUCUUUGGAUCAUUUUCUGGGUUAUCUACAGUCAUUGGCUUCUGUCUGUGAGCUUGCCUGCAUCUACCUGGCACUCAUCCUGCAUGACAAGGAGGUGCUGGUCUCAGAGAAUAAGAUCAAUGCCCUUAUUAAAACAGCAGCAUAUGUAAAUGUUGAAACUUUCUGACUGGGUUUGUUUGUAAAGGCCUAGGCCAAUGCCAAUGUAGGGAGCCUUAUCUGCAAUGUAGGGGCUAGUGGACCCACCCCAGCAGUGGGUGCUGCACCAGCAGGAGUUUCUGCACCCUCCAUCACUGCUGUUGCAACUGAGAAUAAAGUAAAAGCAAAGAAAAAAGAAUUCAAGGAGUCUGAUGAUGACAUAGGCUUUGGUCUUUUUGAGUAA
Lynx canadensis (Canada lynx) is the source of this 540-nucleotide messenger RNA. RefSeq names its product 60S acidic ribosomal protein P1-like. Gene Ontology annotation, molecular function: ribonucleoprotein complex binding; protein kinase activator activity; structural constituent of ribosome. Gene Ontology annotation, biological process: cytoplasmic translation; translational elongation. Gene Ontology annotation, cellular component: ribosome; cytosolic large ribosomal subunit. The record is from RefSeq and is a predicted model, not a curated record. Lineage: Eukaryota; Metazoa; Chordata; Mammalia; Carnivora; Felidae. The transcript is spliced from 4 exons.